AUGCACCCAAGGAGCCACGAUUCCUAUCGGGUGGCGUGGAUCUGUCCGUUGGAGGUGGAACAGAUCGCGGCAUUAGAGAUGCUGGAUAAAGAGCAUAAACGUCUACCGCAACCAAGCGGGGACACAAAUGUUUAUAACCUCGGCAGCAUCAACAACCAUAACGUCGUCAUCGUCGGUCUUCCCCAGGCGGGGAACUGCCCCGCAGCCACUGUCGUCACUCAAAUGAGGAGGACAUUCCCAAACCUCAAAUAUGGCUUGCUAGUAGGCAUUGGAGGCGGUGUGCCAGUAAAGACGGAUUGUGGGAUGAUCCGUCUAGGGCAUGUGGUGGUCAGUGAACCUACAGGUACACACUCUGGAGCAAUACAGUACGAUCAUGGAAAGGCGAAUGAAGGCUAUUUCGAACGGACAGGGAUCCUUGCGCCUCCGCCACUAGCGCUCCUCAACGCUGCACGAGAGUUGUCUAUCUCGCGUCAACGAAUGGAUAAUGAUCUAGUUUCGGAAAACGUGAAGAGAAUCCAAACUAGCAGACGAACGCUUCGUCGCUUUAAGUCUCCUGGCGCUGCAAAUGAUCAUCUCUAUGUAGCAGACUAUAAACACAAGCAAAAAGGGGUACCGUGUGGAGACUGCGGAUGUGAUGAGAACCAGCGGAUCCGGCGACCGAUAAACGAGGAAGACGAUUUGUUUGUUGUCGUACACAGGGGUACAAUAGCAACGGGGGAAAAGGUGAUAAAGAAUGCUAAGAGGAGGGAUGCCUUAGCGAAGUCGUAUACGGUGUUAUGCUUUGAAACUGAGGCCGCGGGGGUCUUGAAUGACUUCCCAUGUAUGGUUAUCCGAGGCAUCUCCGAUUAUUGCGACUCGCACAAGAGCGACGAAUGGCAGGGCUACGCGGCGGCGGUAGCAGCUGCUUAUGCAAGGCAGUUGUUUUUCCAUAUGUCUGAAGAAGCACAAAGACCUACCGCUUUCGAGCUCCAGUACAGCCUAUCCGCGGUAUCUGGAGUGAGCCACUUUGUUGCAAGGAAAUAUGAGCUCCAAUUGGUGCAAGAGGCCCUCGAGGGAUUUGAACGUUGUACUGCUGUCGUUCAUGGGUUAGGUGGCAUGGGCAAAACGCAGUUGGCGAUCGCCUAUAUUAAGCGACAUCGACUUGACUACUCAGCGGCAAUAUGGAUGAACGCAAGAGACGAAACAGGGCUGAAGCAAAGCUUUGCUGACGCAGCUGAGUGGAUUCUACGCCAUCACCCGACUAUCACAUACCUUGCGGAUGCCUUGCAGAGCCGGGAUCUAGACGAGAUAGUGAAAGCGGUUAAAAUGUGGUUGGACGAGCCGAUGAAUGAUCGCUGGUUGGUCAUCUAUGACAAUUACGACAAUCCGUUAUUAGAUAACCAUAGAGACAAAAGCCUAAACCAUGCUUCCUGUAUCAAGGCAGGGGCAGGUCCGUGUGGCGAUGAAGGCAGACACCUUACGAAUGCUUUUGAUCUUCGUGCAUUUCUGCCCGAGGCCGACCAUGGCGACGUUAUCGUGACCACGCGCUCAUCGAUGGUAAAUCUACGCCAACCUAUCAAGUCUAUUCACCUAAGCAAGCUGGAGGAUAUCAAUGACAGUCUCGAGAUCCUUGAGUCUGUUUCUGGUCGUGAUGGUUUAAGCCUUGCCCUUGCAACUGCAGGCGCAUACUUAAACCAAGUUUCGGUAACCUACACCGAGUAUCUCCAGCUAUACCGUGAAUCAUGGCGGCAAUUACAGGAAGAGACACCGUUGCUACAGGUAUACGAUCAAAAGUUAUACUCAACAUGGAAUGUUUCGUACCAGUUUAUUCAGCAGCAGAGUCCAAUUGCAGCUCUGCUUCUCCAACAAUGGGCAUACUUCGCUAAUGAAGACUUAUGUCAUGGGCUUGUAGAAGCUGAUCAGUCCACACCGGAGCCCGUUGACUCGGGAGGGUAUAACGUACACCGGUGCGUCCAUUCGUGGAUGAUGUAUGUGUUGAACGAGGUGGUCGAUAGGGAUAUGGCUCUGACAGCGAUAAAAUGUGUGGUAGCUCGCGUGCCGAAUGAUAGUGAACCCAAAUUCUGGCAGGUACAGCGGCGGCUUAUUGCACAUGCAGAUCGAUGUCUCGAGGUACUAGACAGUAUAGACGUCGGAAAUGAAGCUGAGGGGUUACAUUCUUUAGGCCUCCUCUACGCAGACCAAGGCCGGCUCCAGGAGGCAGAGAAGAUGUACCAGCGAGCACUCGAAGGCAAGGAGAAGGCGAAGGCAUUGGGACGAUGGCACCCAUCGACGCUAGAUACCGUUAACAACCUUGGCAUCAUCUACGCGGAUCAAGACCGGCUUCAGGAGGCAGAGGCGAUGUACAUGCGAGCACUUGAAGGCUACGAGAAGGUGCGGUGGCAGGGGCACCCGUCGACGCUGCAUACCCUCAAUAACCUCGGCAAUCUUUAUAAGAACCAGGGCAGGCUCCAGGAGGCAGAGACAAUGUACGAGCGAGCACUCGAAGGCAAGGAGAAGGCGAAGGCGUGGGGAUAUUGGCACCCCUCAACGCUAGAUACCGUCAACAACCUCGGCCUCCUCUACGCGGAUCAAGGCCGGCACCAGAAGGCAGAGGAGAUGUACGAGCGAGCACUCAAAGGCAAGGAGAAGGCGUUGGAACGAUGGCACCCGUCGACGCUAGAUACCGUCAACAACCUCGGCAAUCUCUAUAAAAACCAGGGCCGGCUCCGAGAGGCAGAGACGAUGUACGUGCGGGCACUGAAAGGCUACGAGAAGACGUGGGGACGAUGCCAUCCGUCGACGCUGGAUGCUCUCAAUAACCUCGGCAAUCUCUAUAAGAACCAGAGCAGGCUCCAGGAGGCAGAGGAAAUGUACAAGCAAGCACUCGAAGGCAAGGAGAAGGCGAAGGCGUUGGGAGGGGAACACACGUCGACGCUAGAUACUGUCAACAACCUCGGCAAUCUCUAUAGAAACCAGGGCCGGCUCCGAGAGGCAGAGACGAUGUAUGUGCGAGCACUGAAAGGCUACGAGAAAACGUGGGGACGAUGGCAUCCGUCGACGCUAGGUACCGUCAACAACCUAGGCAAUCUCUACGCGGAACAAGGCCGGUUCCAGGAUGCAGAGACAAUGUACGUGCGAGCACUGGAAGGCUACAAGAAGACUUUAGGGCCGACGUCUCUUUUGACGUACAUCCCGGCUUUGGUCGCGCUUGAGAACUUGGGCCUCCUCUCUGAGAAGCAGGGAACGAUUGAGAAAGCUCUUUUGUACUACCAGCAGGCCCUGGAUGGUGCUGAGGCUCAUAUUGAGCUCUCUGUCGCCUAA
Molecule: messenger RNA, 3300 nt
Organism: Penicillium canescens
Lineage: Eukaryota; Fungi; Ascomycota; Eurotiomycetes; Eurotiales; Aspergillaceae
Product: tetratricopeptide repeat protein
Exons: 5
Coding region: 1-3300 (1099 amino acids)
Biological process (GO): nucleoside metabolic process
Cellular component (GO): kinesin complex
Molecular function (GO): catalytic activity; protein binding
Source: RefSeq, a predicted model, not a curated record